Leptidea sinapis is the source of this 3805-nucleotide messenger RNA. Its product is annotated as F-BAR domain only protein 2. The transcript has a single exon. Gene Ontology annotation, cellular component: clathrin-coated pit; cytoplasm; clathrin-coated vesicle. The record is from RefSeq and is a predicted model, not a curated record. Gene Ontology annotation, biological process: clathrin coat assembly; clathrin-dependent endocytosis. Bases 64 to 2736 code for a protein of 890 amino acids. Lineage: Eukaryota; Metazoa; Arthropoda; Insecta; Lepidoptera; Pieridae.
UACAGGUCAGUCAAUGACAAUAUGUAUUGAGUUAUUUUAUGACCUGAAUCUAUAACAGCAAAGAUGAGUGUCAAUUUUGUAGAUUACUUUGCCAACGAAUAUAAUGGAUACGAUAUUUUAUAUCAAAAUAUGAAAUACGGACUCAUAGCUAGUAAGGAGCUCUCAGAGUAUCUUAAAGAGAGAUCUAAUUUAGAGGAAUCUAAUUCGAAACUUCUAUCAAAACUCGCCAAACAAGCGAACAGCAACUGCGCUCAUGGGACUUUCGCUCCAUUCUGGACUGUAUUAAAAUGUUCUGCAGAAAAACUUUCGAGUUUGCACCAACAUAUGUUUCAGAAAGUAAGUGAGCUUGUGAAAGAUGUUGCACGUUAUGCUGAUGAGCUUCAUAAAAAACAUAAAGCUGUUAAGGAUUCAGAGGCUACUACUUUGGAAGCAGUACUUGUGAUAACAAAUACAAGAAUGUGCUUACAGAAGGCAAAGGACUCUUACACCUCGAAAUCAACAGAGUUAGAGAAACUCAAGAAAGAUAAUGCUUCAAGUAAAGAGAUAGAAAAAGUUGAGGUUAAAUUGAAGAAAAUACAUGAUGAAUAUAGCUUCCUAGUGGAUAAAUAUAAUUCAAUUAAGCAGGACUUUGAUAAAAAAAUGACUCAGAGCUGUAAGCACUUUCAAGAUGUUGAAGAAGCACACUUGAAACAAAUGAAACAGUUUGUGAAUUCAUUUGCAGAUCUUAUACAGAACAGUCAUGAUCUUAUGGGGCAAGUUCAUAGGGAUUUCAAACAUCAGUGUCUAGAACUGACAGUUGAAAAGUUAUUGGAACAAUUUCUUGUUGAUAAAUAUAUUGGAAUAGACAAGGGAAGUCCAAUAGAGGUACCUCCUGUUCUUCCAAAACAAAAUUCGGCAAAUAAUUCAGUUUCAGAGGCAGAUCAAAUAUCAUCUGUAUCAAACGGUUCACAUAAACCUACCCAAGCUCCCAAAGCUGCUAAAAAAGAGCCAUCAUUUGCAACAAGAACUUCAAGAAGAACAACCUCAUUAUUGAAUUUGUUUACACCAAACUUCCAAAGCAAAGAUGAACCUUCCUCAAACCCUGAAGGUACUGCACCAUGCUCUGCACCAUCAAGUCCAAGUGGAACACCUGCUAUACCGGCUAUCACUGAAAAAGAUGAUAAUAUGAACCGAACUACAUUAAGAGAAUCAAAGUGGUUCCGUAGAACUAAAACCAAAUUGAAAAAGGCAAAGAAAAAGAAGGAUGAAAUAUCGGAAAAUACUAAUGCUGGAGAAAAAUCAGAUUUGGAGGAAAAAGAAGAAGAUAUUACUACAAAAGAAGAUUUAAUGAAUUCUCCAGAAGUUGAUGAAGAAGGUUAUUGUGUUAGACCUAAGGAUGAAAAAGGAAGUGUUUAUUCCUCUAGUGAUUCAGAUUCAGAAGAGGAAAGAGAGCAAAAGAUACAUGUCGAAAUUAAACCCAUCACUAAUGGAAACACCCCAAUGUCUGCAAGUGUUGAUGAGCUUAGAGCAACUGUUGAAAAUAUUUCCCUUUACAAAAUAGGAACCACAACACGUAGAGGUUCCAAUACCAAUGCAAGUAAAGCAAGCUCUGACCUUGUUGAUUUAAAUUUCUUUCAAACAACAGCUGCUAGUAACCCCACAUCUCCACAUAACAAUGUCUCCAAUCCUUAUGCCCCACUACAAACAAACACAACACAUUUACUAGAAAGUCCAUCUCUUAAAACAACAGGACACACAAGUGAAAUAUUUACUGAAUUAACAGAAGUGAGUCAAUCAAAUUUCCGCACUUCAACACCAACUAUCUCUACUAUUUCACUACCUCGGCCUCCGUCCAGGCGAUCAGAAGGUGAUUUCAGGGCUGCUGGUUCAUCAGGGUCCAGAGGGCCAUCGCCUUUAACAAUAGGCAUGACUGACACAAUCCCUUUAGCUGUAGCCUUUCAUGAAAUUAUACAUUCAUACUUUAGAGGUACAGCAGAAUCAAAGUGUCAAGUCAAAAUGUCAGGUGACAUGAUGCUUUCCUUUCCGACAGGUAUUGUUGGUGUUCUGGCCAACAACCCGAACCCAGCAAAACUUAGCUUCAGAUUGAAAAAUAUACACAAGUUGGAUAAUGUUUUGCCAAACAAGCAACUUAUUAACAUAAAUGCAAUGAUGUCUACUCAAGACACAACAGUUGUUGAAUUCAAUAUGCCUGCCUUAACUUCAUUGUUAAAACGCCAAUCUGAAAAGAAUCCUACUGCACAAUACUUUAAUGUGGAUAUUCUGAAGUAUCAGAUAAAACCAAAACCUGGAGCUGCCUCAUGCCCUUUGCAAAUGGUUUCAUAUUGGAAGUGCGAGCAGGACCAUACAGAUUUAAAAGUUGACUAUAAGUAUAAUCUUCACUCUAUGAGUCCACCAUCACCACUUCUCAAUGUUUCCAUAUGUGUGCCUAUGAGCGGGUCUGUUCAAAAUGUAAUAGCUAUGCCUAAAAAUAGCUGGAACUCUGAUAUUGAGCAGGCCUUGUGGCGAUUUACUGAGCUAUCCCAACAUUCAGAAGAUAAAGGUGUAGGAUCAUUGAAGGCGAGAUUCGAACUGAGUAAUGGUCCCUCAAAGAAGUCAACAAUUGCUGCACAGUUCAACUGUGAGGGUGCCACUCUGUCUGGUAUAGAGUUUGAACUGAUUGGAAGUGGAUAUCGUCUUUCUCUUGUAAAAAGGCGCUUUGUUUCAGGAAAAUAUAUAUGUGAUAGUGAUUUGCACUAAUUCUUUUCACAGAAUAGAUUAAGAUUUAUGUAAUAAUAAUAAACCUUAUAGGACUGUUUCCUGUCCAUUCAAAAUUGCUUGUAACAUAAAAUAUUAUGUCAAUUUUCCUAACUCAUAUGAACUUGUAACCAUUUGUAGUUUUAUUUUAAGUUUCACCAUUUUGCUAAGUUAAUAUUUAACUCAAAAUAGUAAUGUGCCAUUUUCUGUAAUAUGGUAGGACAUAAUAAUUUAACAUUUUAAUUAUCAUCACACAAAGGCUUAAUGAAAUUAAUAGUCUAAUAAUAAUAUCAAAAUUUGAUAAUUCAAUGAAACAGUAAUGCUUUGUUAUAUCUUCUAAAAUUUAAAUUUAACAACACAUGAAUGUUAUAAGAAUAAAUGAUUGAUUUUAUAAAUCAAAGUGCAGUAUAAAGUUUGCAUCUGUUUAUCAUCUUUAUUAUUCAGACAGAACUUUCUAGAUAUUGUAAUUGAAUGUAAUUUUUUGUAUUAUUCUUAUUUGGUGUCUUUUAUAAUGUCAAUAUAUCAAAUAAAUUUAUACAUAGGAUUAUUUAAUUAUUAUGUGCAUUUGUUUUGUUUGUCAUUGAGGAUGAUGUUUUUGUUUAUUCAUUACAUUGUUUAAAUUAUAGAUAAAGUAUGAUAUAAUAAUUAGCUAAGAUUCAAUCAAUUUAAUUGAUUCAGCUGAAUCUCUAGAAUUUUGUAUUGUGGAUUAUAUUUGUUUAGUUUUGUUUACACCAGUGUAAUCUCAUUUUGUUGUUUUAAAUAAAUUUAUUUAAUUAUUAUUCUGCACGUAUUAUUCUAUUACUUUUACAUAACAGUGUUUAUAGUUACACAAAUUUAAUUACACUUUUAGUACAUAACACACAGCCAUUCCAUUAAAUUAUUAUAUUGUGUAAGCUUUUAUUUCAUAACUGAACAGAUAACAGAAUAAUAAUUGUUUUUCUGAUACAUACAAAAUCAAAUGUACAAUUGCAAAGAUACAGAAAUUGAAAUUGAUGAAUUAUUUUUGUAUUGUAUAAAAUUUUAUUAUGUAUUACUGUAACUUAAUGUAAUCGUAAAUAAAUGGAACAUAUAA